GCUUCUCCCUUUCUCCUCCAAGUCCCUCCCCUUUCACCAAAAAAUCCAAAAUGGUAUCAGAGCUUCAAUAAUCUAGAGGGACCUCUGAGUGUGAGUUUGAGUGAACACCAAAAAAAAAAAAAAAAAAACCCCACCUUUCUUUGUUUUUUAGAUGGUUUUUCAUGUGAAACCCCUCUUGCUUGGCCAAAAUCUUACAGCAAAAAAAGACUGUGAAGAUGGAGGCAUAUGUUAGUCUCACCAUGGGAGAUGUCAAGGAGAGGAAAACUGGAUUCAAAGAGAAGCUUUGAUGGAGGUUUCACCAACACCAAGCACAAAGAAGCUGAAAAAUGGCAUCAAAGCUGUGAAAUUUGCUGCAACGAGAUAGCAAAAUGGCUUAGCAAAGCUCCAAAAAAAUGUGUGAAAGCAGCAAAUCCAAGCAAGAUGAAGCUGCAACAUUAAAGGAGGAGUUGAUCUGCUAAAGGAGAUGCUUCAACAGCAACAAAAAAUCAAAACCAAAGCAGAAAGAACUACACAAAUGGCAGAUUCCAAAUGCUUGGUUAAUGUCAUGUUAUCCUCAGCUUUAACACCAAGGAGGAGUGUUGGAGCUGUGGUGUCAAAGUUGCACAAGAGGUAGCAAAUGGAAAGAAAGCUGCACAAGUGGCAGCAAAAUGAAAUGAAGGGAGAGCUGCACCAAAGCACGGUAGCAGCAAAGUGCAGCAACCUAUUCUGCAAAAUGUUGAUGAAAUGUUGGUGAAAUGAGGUUGAAAUGUAAUGCAAAUGAAAGCAAAUGGAAGGCUGCAAAGUAGCAGCAAGAACAGCCACAGGGAGCCACACAAAUGGAAGCAAGACUUUUAAUGUAAUCUUGCAUUAAAUGUUUUGUAGAUUUUUCUCUUAAUGGAUAAGUAUUAGGUACUGUUUAUGUACUAAAUUUUCUGCUAUAUAAUAGCAGAACAAUGAAAGCAAAAAAUGGGUUCUGACCUCUUGAAAUGAGAGAACUCCGGUGCUUCUCCCAUUCUCCUCCAAGUCCCUUCCCUUUUCACGAAAAAAUCCAACAGCCUUCAUCGUCCUUAUCCAACAAAACACCCUUUGAAAAGCUAUUCAAAUUUCGACCUAAUUAUGUCAAACUUAGAGUUUUUGGGUAUCUUUGCUUUCCGUGAUAACUGAGAACCUGUGAUCAGGUGGUGGCAGCUUGGGGGAUGGUAGGUUGUGUUUUGGUGGCAGGCGUGGGUCGUACGGUCCAGAAAGAAUCUUGUGAUGGCUAGCAAAUGAUGGUGUGGUGAAGAACACCGGUACUCCAAGGAGAAGCAGCGCAAGGAAGAAUAUUUUGGUAGACAUCUUCAAGCUCUAUCUAGGUGAUGGUGCAAAACUAGAAGAACUGAGUCAGUAGUUAUAAUGAAAUGAAUCAUAUAACUGGCCUGUUUGUGCAUGACAAUUAGCUGUAGCAAAGCAACUAAGCACUUAGUAGUAUCGUGUCAAAUAAAAAAGAAGCAACUUAAUAUAAGUUCCUAGAAUAUAUAUUCUGUCUGUAA
Messenger RNA from Rubroshorea leprosula, 1508 nucleotides. NCBI's taxonomy places the organism in Eukaryota, Viridiplantae, Streptophyta, Magnoliopsida, Malvales, Dipterocarpaceae. The record is from the annotation of a GenBank genome assembly.